AAGCUUUUCUGAAAAACAACAGUUUAGAAGUGUAAGUGAAGCAUCUAGUUCUGCAGUCUUGGAGAUAGGAAAUUUUGCUGUAAAACGUAUAAUUGUGAAAAUUAUUUUUGUCUUUAUUCAGGGGAAGAAACUAAUUCAAGAGUUCAGUGAUCAAAGUGUUGGGGGUUUGAAACCAUGCUUCCCAGUUCCUCAGAGAGCAUCCUCGGGCCGUCUACCUAUCCAGGUUGUGGCAUUCCCCUACUUUUCUUUGGAGCUGAUGUUGAAUAUUUACCUGGGCUUCAAGGAGGUAGGAGGCUUACUCUUCACCAAAGUAAAACUGGAAUGGAUACAUAAAGGACCUGAAGAGGCUCUGGUGACAUGCAGACAUAUGUUGCAGAUGUGGCAGAUGGUAUAUAAUGUUUUACAGCACAGUGGCUCUGAGAAAGGAAGUAGUGUGACCGAAACACCGGUGAUCAAAAAGCCUAACGGACUGCAUCUCACGCUCCCGGAUGCUCACGAUACUGAUUCUGGAUCACAGCGAGCCUCUUCCCUUGCUGCAUCAAGAAUGGAACAGGCCAUGUCUGAAAUAACUAUGCAGAGCAGCGCAAUGAAGCAAGGACCUGUGCAGCUGUGGACAGCUCUUGAACAAAUUUGGCUACAAGCUGCGGAACUCUUCAUGGAACAGCAGCAUCUCAAAGAAGCAGGCUUUUGUAUCCAGGAGGCAGCUAGUCUUUUCCCCACGUCUCAUGCUGUACUGUACAUGCGUGGGAGGCUUGCAGAGAUGAAAGGCAAUUUGGAGGAGGCUAGGCAAUUGUAUGAUGAAGCGCUCACAGUGAAUCCAGCUGGAGUGGAAAUUAUGCACAGCCUGGGCCUGGUGCUGAGCAGACUUGGGCGAAGGGACCUGGCCCAGAAAGUCCUCAGAGAUGCCAUCCGGAUCCAGACCACCAGUCACAGGGCCUGGAACAGCUUGGGAGAGGUCUUGCAAGCUCAGGGGAAAAACGAAGCAGCCAUCGAAUGCUUCCUCACCGCUCUGGACCUCGAAUCCAGCAGUCCUGUCAUCCCAUUCACUGUCAUACCCAGGGAGCUCUGA
Molecule: messenger RNA, 1069 nt
Organism: Fulmarus glacialis (Northern fulmar)
Lineage: Eukaryota; Metazoa; Chordata; Aves; Procellariiformes; Procellariidae
Product: tetratricopeptide repeat protein 7A-like
Exons: 8
Biological process (GO): protein localization to plasma membrane; phosphatidylinositol phosphate biosynthetic process
Cellular component (GO): plasma membrane
Molecular function (GO): protein binding
Source: RefSeq, a predicted model, not a curated record